This is a messenger RNA of Caenorhabditis elegans, 1193 nucleotides long. It is a transcript of the gene srh-239, whose product is annotated as Serpentine Receptor, class H. Bases 117 to 1094 code for a protein of 325 amino acids. The record is from RefSeq and is marked reviewed. The transcript has 4 exons. Lineage: Eukaryota; Metazoa; Nematoda; Chromadorea; Rhabditida; Rhabditidae.
ACUUCAAAAAACACAAAGUUACGUAGAAAUUCCAAUCUUUCAGCGUAGUAACCUUAAAAAUAAACACCUGCCCUGCCUGUUAUUCGAACUUUUGUUACCCCGACCUCAUUUCUCCAAUGAUCUCGUGUGAAAGUCACUACCUAGCCAGUCCUGGUUUUCUAAAAUUAGCGUUUCAUAUAAUAACAGCCGUGGCAACUCCAAUACAUGCAUUUGGAUUUUAUUGUAUUGUCUGUAAGACGCCAGUUCAUAUGAAGUCCGUCAAAUGGUUGUUAUUCAACUUACAUUGUUGGUGCAUUUUUCUUGAUAUUACUAUCAGUUUUCUGGGUAUUCCUUAUAUUUUGCUACCUGCUAUGGCAGGCUAUGGACUAGGUCCUGUUGAGUCUCCGGGCUUAUUUUUCUAUCUAGGAGUCACUUUUAUCACCGGCGUCACCACGGCAGUAUUUGUAACUUUUGAGAACAGAUUCCAUAUAUUAUUUGGUCAAAACUCCAAGUGGAGGCAUUUCCGAAAGUAUGCAAUCGUUUUCAGCUAUAUUAUUGUGCCUCUGUACUACUUGCCAAUUCAAUUUCUAAUUCCUGAGCAAGUAACGGGACGGGAACUUUCUUGGGCGAUGCUCAGUUGCAUCCCGGAGCUUCCUGAUGAUGGCCGGGAACUGUUCGUUUUUGCAACUGAACUUAUUGGUCCAGCAAUCACAAUGAUUGUUUCUGAAAGUGUUCCAAGUAUUCAGUGUGGAACAUUUUUGACUCUUAAUAUUUAUAAUUUGAUAUUUGCGAGACCCAGUGGCAUUUCAAAAAAGACAGUUCAAAUGCAACAUAGGCUGGUGGUCGCCUUGAUUAUACAGACAUCCUUUACACUAUUUCUUUUCGUGGUCCCUGUCAAUGUUCUCAUUGCAUUUGUAUACUUUGACUAUCAGAAUCAGUUUCAUAGCAAUUUGAUAUUUUUUGCUCUUGCAAUUCACGGUAUUGCUUCCACACUUAUUAUGGUGUUCGCCCAUAAACCAUAUCGAGACUUUGCCUUUUCUCCGUUCGAACGAUUUUUCAUAGAUCACACAACUGUAGAUGUGCUCCCCGUGUUUUCGACAUCAAGGACUCACUAACAAAUCACGAGUCUUCAAAAGUGGUUAAAACUUAUUCGGGAAAUCAUUAGUGGAAAAUUUUAAAGCGAAGAUUCCAGUUUGAAUAAAUGUUUUUCAAAA